Hirsutella rhossiliensis is the source of this 1656-nucleotide messenger RNA. RefSeq names its product phosphotransferase enzyme family domain-containing protein. Bases 1 to 1656 code for a protein of 551 amino acids. The record is from RefSeq and is a predicted model, not a curated record. The transcript is spliced from 2 exons. NCBI's taxonomy places the organism in Eukaryota, Fungi, Ascomycota, Sordariomycetes, Hypocreales, Ophiocordycipitaceae.
AUGGAAUCAUCGGAAGUACUAUUAGCCGAGUGGUCGCCUCCGUUUACUACGCUUACGACCUUUGCAUCUCGCCGUGGCGCGACCGCGAAAGCAACAACCGACUGGUUCGAUAAUGACAGCUUCAACAUUAUGCUGUGCGCCCUCACCCGUCUAGUACACGCGCGUUGGACUCUGGCGGUUCUCUAUCUGUCCAACUUAUGGCGUCAGCUACUUCGCUUCACCAGCGCCGCGGGCAUCAAGACGCGCGAGAUGGGUGACCUCAAGUUGGACGCUCAAGCGAUCAAUGGACCAGAGACUGGGCCCCUUGACCCUGAUAGUCGGGAAUUCCCUGCUGCUACCGACGACCAAUACAAUAUUGCGCGAAGAACUUUCAUAAAGUCUCUCGACUUAGAUGCCGUCUGCGCUCUGGCAUCGCGGUACAACAACGGCAGACCGUGCCAAGUUGUGAACAGGAAAAACGGCAGCUUCAAUGUUUGCUUUUUUGUUGAAUUUGACCAAGACGGGCCCAAGUGGAUUGUCAGGGUCCCCAUCGAGCCCGCUCUUGACAAUCCUUGGGACAAGUUGUUAAGUGAAGUGGCCACCAUGCAAUACCUCGAGCACAACACUCGGAUUCCCGUCCCUCAUGUUCGUGCUUAUGGACGCAAUGCCAACUUGACUACAACCAGCACAGGGACGCACAAAUUUCUCAUCGCAGACCUCAUUCCAGGCGAGCCGCUGGAUAAGACCGUUCUAAUAAACGCCCCGGAAGAGCACAGAAAAGCCUUCUACUCUCAGCUAAUCGACAUCUUGACUGAGCUUAGGAAACUCGAGUUCCCCUUGAUAGGAUCCCUGUUGCCAGGCCCUAAUGGCAGCCCGCAUCCUAUUUUGGGCCCCGUCAUCUCCAUGUCUGCCGCCACGCUUCGGCUGCAUCCCCAGCCAACUUUCACUUCCGCCAAGGACUACAUGAGACAACAGUCCAGCCUUGUAUCAGGCUUCUACUCGCCGCCAGUGCCUGACCAUACCGUCGACGAUAUCAAACAAGAGGUUUUCGCGCUACACGGCAUGCAGCGGAUUUUCCACCAGGUCAUCGAUCCUCAGCUGGACGAGGGCCCCUUUGUGUUGAAUCAUCUGGACUUGCGGGGCGCCAACAUCAUUGUGGACAAACCCCUGCAGAUUCAGGGCAUAAUUGACUGGGAGUUUGCAAGUGCUAUUCCACGCCAAGUCUUCACCCCACCGUCAUGGAUUACUGGCCAUAAUUCGAUUGAGACGAGCAAGCAGAUGCACGCCGAGUUCCGCGACGUGCUAGAUGAGAAGACCAAGACGAAUAGCCUCUGCGGCCAACUCGGAAGGGAAUGGUAUGGCCAAUUGGAUGCGAGCAAGUCGGACAUCAACCAAACGGACAUGGCAUUUUGCGUUGCUCAUGUACUACGUCGUCCCACCGACGUCACCGACAUAUUCUGCGAUUUUUUCGCCCCGAAGCUUUCUAACAAACAUCUCGAUGAUAUGAUGGCUGAAUUUUUCAACGAGCACCAAACACUUGCGUUGGAGGUGCAACGUCGGGCGGAACACUGCGAGCGCUACACCCAAUACUUGAAGAAGCACGGGCUGUACGAGACCGAGGUGGACAAAUUGCUUGCCGCGUCCAAAGCGUUGAAGGAAAAAUGGGAUUGGAAAUAG